AUGCUGCAGGAUGUUGAGGAGGAUACUCCAGUAGGACUUGACAAAGCUCCUAAAUCUGUAGAAGCAGAUUCAACAAAUAAAAAGGAUGAUGCAAGUUCCAAAGUAGUCACACCUCCUAAAACACCCUCCAAAGUUGUCAUCAAGAAUCAUCCGCAAAGUCAGAUCAUUGGUGACAAGGAUGUAGGAGUUCUUACCAGAAGAAGAGCAAAAAGUGAUGAACAAGCUCAAAUGGUUGAGCAUUACUAUUUGGUAACUGAUUUUGAACCCAAAACUAUCUUUGAUGCUUUAGUUGAUGAUUAUUGGCUGAAUCCGGAAGGGUUUGUAUCUGCAGAUAAACCAGACCAUGUUUGCAGGCUGAGAAAGGCUCUUUAUGGCCUUAAACAAGCUCCAAGAUCUUGGUACUCCAAAUUGGAUGCCCACCUUACAGCAAAUGGAUUCACUAGAGGUGGAGUAGACAGCAACUUGUAUGUCAAGGUUGAAGGUAAUGAUAUUCUAGUUGUUGAAGUAUAUGUGGAUGACAUUAUUUUUGGAUGUAAUAAUGAUUCUGUGUCUAAAAAGUUUUCAAAAAUAAUGGAAUCUGAGUUUGAAAUGUCAAUGUUGGGAGAGUUGACAUUCUUUCUUGGCUUUCAAGUAAUUCAGCUUGAGCAAGGCAUUUUUAUGUCACAAACUAAAUAUGCAAAAGAGAUGCUUAAGAAGUUUAACAUGACAGAUUGCAAAUUUGUUAGCACUCCAAUGGAGACUAGUUGCAAGUUGACUAAAUCUGAUGACUCACCUAAGAUAAAUCAAUCAAAGUAUAGAUCAAUGAUAGGAAGCUUGCUUUAUUUGACUACAUCUAGACCUGAUUUGAUGCAUGCAGUAUGUUUGGUUUCACUUUUUCAAUCUGCACCUAAACAAUCUCAUUUGAAUGUUGUGAAAAGAAUUUUCAAGUACAUUAAGGGUACUUUAGACUAUGGUUUAUGGUAUCCUCAAAAUAAUGAUUUCAAUCUUGUUGGUUUCACUGAUGCUGACUGGGUUGGAUGUAUGGAUGAUAGAAAAAUCAUGAGUGGUGUUGCUUUCUUCCUCGAAGAUUGUCUUGUUGCCUGGCACAACAAAAAGCAAGAAUGUGUCACUCUAUCCACUGCAAAAUCUGAAUAUAUUGCAGAAACAGCUUGUUGUACCCAAUUAAUCUAG
This is a messenger RNA of Cryptomeria japonica (Japanese cedar), 1170 nucleotides long. RefSeq lists its product as uncharacterized. Bases 1 to 1170 code for a protein of 389 amino acids. The record is from RefSeq and is a predicted model, not a curated record. The transcript has 3 exons. Lineage: Eukaryota; Viridiplantae; Streptophyta; Pinopsida; Cupressales; Cupressaceae.